This is a messenger RNA of Prinia subflava (tawny-flanked prinia), 1464 nucleotides long. It is a transcript of the gene VAPA, whose product is annotated as VAMP associated protein A. The record is from RefSeq and is a predicted model, not a curated record. NCBI's taxonomy places the organism in Eukaryota, Metazoa, Chordata, Aves, Passeriformes, Cisticolidae. Gene Ontology annotation, cellular component: plasma membrane; endoplasmic reticulum membrane. Gene Ontology annotation, biological process: neuron projection development. Bases 79 to 828 code for a protein of 249 amino acids. The transcript has 6 exons. Gene Ontology annotation, molecular function: FFAT motif binding.
CCUCCUUCUCCCCCGCCUUCUCCUCCGCCUCCUCCGCCCUCCCCCCUGCCCCUCCUCCCGCCGGAGCGAGCGAGCGAGAUGGCGGCCGCCGGGGCUCUGGCGAAGCACGAGCAGAUCCUGGUGCUCGAUCCGCCCACCGACCUCAAAUUCAAAGGUCCCUUUACAGAUGUAGUCACUACAAAUCUUAAACUACGAAAUCCAUCAGAUAGAAAAGUAUGCUUCAAAGUGAAGACCACAGCACCUCGUCGAUACUGCGUGAGGCCAAACAGUGGAAUUAUUGACCCAGGAUCAUCUGUAAUUGUUUCAGUAAUGCUGCAACCUUUUGACUACGACCCAAAUGAGAAGAGUAAACACAAGUUUAUGGUACAAACAACCUAUGCACCACCAAAUAUUACAGAUAUGGAGGCAGUGUGGAAAGAAGCAAAACCUGAUGAGUUAAUGGACUCCAAAUUGAGAUGUGUGUUUGAAAUGCCCAAUGAAAAUGAUAAACUGAAUGAUAUAGAUGCAAGCAAAUCCGCCCCAGUACUGAACACAUCUAAGCAGGAUGGACCGAUGCCAAAACCACAUAGUGUUUCACUUAAUGAUACUGAAACAAGGAAGCUCGUGGAGGAGUGCAAAAGACUUCAGGCGGAGAUUAUGAAGCUGACAGAUGAAAAUCGGCACCUGAGAGAUGAAGGCUUGAGGCUCAGAAAGGUAGCACACUCGGAUAAAUCUGGAUCACCCACAGCUUUGGCCCUCAGAGAUAAUGGCUCUAAUUCUCUUCCUUCACUUCUUGUUGUAAUUGCAGCCAUUUUCAUUGGAUUCUUUCUAGGGAAGUUCAUCUUGUAGAAAGAAAGAGUGAGAGAAGCAUGCAAAACUGCAGCUUCCUUUUUUUUUGUUUUGUUUUGUUUUGUUUUCUCUUGGCCAGAAAAAGGUUUGUUUACCUACCACAUCAUGGGUAGUACGGCCCAAGCAGCCGUUCUUGUGUACAGCAUCAUAACAGGCUUUGCCUUUAAUGAUCUCGCACGGUUAGAAAACACAAUCUGAAAAGACAAACUGUUCAGCUGCUGGACAAAAUUGUACAUUCAGUCAUCAAUAGCAGGUAUCAGUUGCACAGUCAGUCCUUUAUGAAAAUUCAUAAAUAAAGAAUUGUUCUUUCUUUCUGUGGUUUUAAUAAGAAUUCGAAAAUUGUUCAGAGUCUUGUAAAUGUUAUUUUAAUAAUCCUUUAAAAUUUUAUCUGUUGCUGUUACCUCUUGACAAAUGAUUUAUUAGAUUGCUAAUCCCACUCAUUCAGGAAUAUGACAAGAGGUAUUCUGGGGGAAAUGGUGCCUCUUACUGUGUAAAUUUUCUCCUUACCUUACUUUGCUAAUAUCAUGGCAGAAUUUCUUUCUUAUUCCUUGUGAGGCAUUGUUGAGAGUUCUUCAUCCUUAACAGUCCUGUCCCAUAAUAUUUAACAUGACAAAAGAAAUAAAAUUGUUAACAGAU